This is a messenger RNA of Plenodomus lingam JN3, 474 nucleotides long. Lineage: Eukaryota; Fungi; Ascomycota; Dothideomycetes; Pleosporales; Leptosphaeriaceae. The record is from RefSeq and is a predicted model, not a curated record.
AUGGGAACAGGAUUCAAAUCCUAUCCAUGGCUUGCACUUCCAGUUCCAGUUCCCUUUCCAGAUCCUCCCUCCUACUGUGUAGACACUAAACAGCGACAGGUCAGCCAUUACCACUCGGUGCUAUCUUGCCGCCUUGCUUGCCGACUUGUUCCUACCCCACCAUCGGUCUUUGGCAAGCACUGCGAUCACAUGUACUUGCGCCGCGCCGACCAACUCUCCACCCCUCUCUAUUCGGAGAUAUUGCCAACGCGCCGCCACGCCCUAUGGGAACAUGCUCCUCACCCGACCCUGAAUGCACGGCCUCACUUGCAAUGCCCUCAUGGUGGAGGAACAAACGAAGUUGCUCUUUCGCUACCAACGCUGCUUCGGCUCAAUAAAUCAUACAUCGUACCUCUUUCCCUGCACAGCGGAUUUGCGAAGAGAGGGUGUGUCAACCAACGUAAGCCCGAACCGUGUGUUCCCAACGAAGAUUGA